This is a messenger RNA of Ictalurus punctatus (channel catfish), 2745 nucleotides long. It is a transcript of the gene otop2, whose product is annotated as otopetrin 2. The coding region runs from base 1 to 1770 and encodes 589 amino acids. The transcript is spliced from 6 exons. Gene Ontology annotation, biological process: proton transmembrane transport. Gene Ontology annotation, molecular function: proton channel activity. The record is from RefSeq and is a predicted model, not a curated record. NCBI's taxonomy places the organism in Eukaryota, Metazoa, Chordata, Actinopteri, Siluriformes, Ictaluridae. Gene Ontology annotation, cellular component: membrane.
AUGCACUUCAGCACCCUAAAGCUGCUCGAGCUGCAGGAACUGAACAGGUACGUCCACGGCUUAUCUUUUGAGGCAGGUAUGAUGAGCACCAUAGAGGAGCCAGAACUUCAGGAGAGCCAUAUCGCCACGAUACAUCAUGCAGGGAUGCACAACGCGUUGGGGAUGCGCUCGGCCAGCAUCGCCCUGUCUUCCACCGGCUCCUGGCGAGACGCGUCGCGCAACUGGGGCUGGCUGCUGUCCGGGGCCGUGCUCCUCAACGUGCUCAUGCUUGGAUGCGCGCUCAUGGGCGGCAGCGUGUUUAACGCGCAACACAUAACCAGCGUCCACCUGCAGCUCUACCUCGUAGUGCUGAUCCUCUCCACUACCGUCUGGAUGGUCUUCUACAAGGCGUACACGUGCCGCGAGGACGAGGCCGUGCUCUACAAGGAUGUGCACGCCGGGCCCGUGUGGCUCAGAGGUGGCCUGGUGCUCUUCGGUAUCUGCAGCUUAAUCAUGGACGUUUUUAAGACCGCCUUCUAUGUGGGUCUUGUGCACUGUGACUCACCUGUGAAAAUCAUCUUCCCUGUUGUGCAAGCCAUGUUUGUUUUGGUGCAGACUUACUUUCUCUGGCUCCAUGCCAAGGAUUGUGUGCAAGUGCAGAGAAACAUAACUCGCUCUGGGCUAAUGCUCACCUUGGCCACAAACCUGAUGAUAUGGAUGACAGCAGUGACAGAAGAGUCUCUCCAUAAAACAGUGUAUACCAAUGAUACCGGUAACCAUGGUUCCCAGAGUGUCUUACUUAGAGCUAGCUCGCCUAACGGUAACAGCAGUUGCACGUGCAGUAUCACGGCAUGCAGCAUCUUUGAAGAGGCCUACUAUUACCUCUAUCCGUUCAACAUUGAGUACAGCUUGUUUGCAUCAGCCAUGGCUUAUGUGAUGUGGAAAAACGUGGGCCGGCUGCUGGAUGACCACGGGCAUCAUGAGCACCGCUUCCGCAUGCGUGAUGUGCUGAUUGGCCCAGCCUGUGGCCUCCUGGUGUUGGUGGCUGGCCUGACCAUAUUUGUAGUGUAUGAGGUGGAUGUAUCAUCUGAUGAGAAGGAGAAGAAGGACACGGCCCUCAUCAUGUACUAUGUGGCCAACACAAUCACAGUGGUCAUGAUGUCUGUGGCAGCAGCAGGCGGCUGUGCUCUGUACCGGCUGGAGCAGCGUGAGCACGCAGUGGGCAAGAACCCAACACGCAGCCUGGAUGUGGGGUUGUUACUGGGUGCCUCUGUAGGCCAGCUCACCAUCUCCUACUUCACCAUUGUGGCCGUGUUGGCGAUUGGUGUGGGCGGCCUAGUCAAUGCCCUCAACCUGGCCUGGAGUGUGCUCACUGUAAUCGAGCUUUGUGUACAGAAUGUGUUCAUUAUUGAAGGCUUGCGGCGGGAACCACACCAGGACACACGCCGUGCCAGCAUCUUCUCCAAUCUGCUCGCCUUGCAAGCACACGAUGAGUGCCGGAGGUCCAGUAACGUGCUCACGCCUCGUGGCUCUAUUGCCAUCGUGGUCCACAAGCCCCUGCCCUGGAAGAGGAAGCUUCUCAAGGAGAUCUCGUCAUUCCUGUUGCUUUCCAACAUCAUUCUUUGGAUCAUGCCUGCCUUCGGCGCACGCCCAGAGUUUGACAACCACCUUGGAGGGGAUUUCUACCAGUCUAGCAUGUGGGGGGCUGUGGUUAACAUUGGACUGCCUUUUGGGAUCUUUUACAGAAUGCACUCAGUAGCCAGUCUUUUUGAGGUGUUCCUUACCUCUUGAAUCUACAGCCUUAUAAAAUACCUGUUCGUAUUUUGUAAAACUUUUUUUUUUUUUUUUUUUUGUAAAUGAUGCAAUCUGUUUGUUUAAAAAAAAAGGACUUUUGUUGUCUUUUAAUAUCCACUUGGGAAACUUUUGAAGAGCUUGUGUAAAGAUUUGUGUAUCUUAGGUGUGCAGAUGGGUGACAAAUGAGUCUCUUAGUAAGGGGUUUGGGUCACCACAAGCCGACAGAACAGCUUGAAUAUACAUUGCCACAGAUUCUACAAGUCUCUGCAAUUGUACUGGAGGGAUGGAACACCAGUCUUUCAAAAGUUAUUCAACCAGUUGGUGUUUUAUGAUGGCAGAGGAGAGCGCUGUCCAACAUCCUGGUACAAAGGAUAUUGGACUUCUGAUCAGAAGGUCGUGAGUUCAAAUCCCAGCACUGCCAAGCUGCCACUGCUGGGCCCUCGAGCAACGCCCUUAACCCUCGACUGUUCAGUUGUAUUACAUUUUUUUUUUUUGAUAAUUGUAAGUCGCUCUGGAUAAGGGUGAUUGCCACCCACACAUUUCUCAUUUAAUUGGGUUGAGAAGUGGUGUGUGAAGGCCAUAGAAUAUGACAUAUUUUUCACACUUAUCAAAUCACUCAGCAAGCCCUUGUGGCCUGUGGAAGUCAUUCUGGAAGAGACCACUCUCAUCAAGAUAGGAUUAUCAUGCCAGCAAAAUGUUUCAGGUGCAUAACACACCCAAUCAUUUUGUUUUUUCCCCUGUAAAGUGUCACCUGUCUGCAUGUCCUGAUUAUGUGCAGCUUAAAAUAUUUGAUAUAAAAACUUUAUACACAUUCAGAAGUACAAAUAUUCAUACUUCCAAUAGGAAAAAUGCACUUUACUAACACUAAUAAAACUAAAUAGCCUUGCAUGGACUCAAUUAUAAUUUCUAUUGGUGUCUUUACACAGAGUGGAACAAAAGAAAAAAAAAAAAGCAAACAGAUAACACUCACUA